Messenger RNA from Carassius carassius (crucian carp), 1698 nucleotides. Its product is annotated as endothelial cell-selective adhesion molecule-like. The transcript is spliced from 7 exons. Gene Ontology annotation, biological process: homophilic cell-cell adhesion. Gene Ontology annotation, cellular component: adherens junction; plasma membrane. Gene Ontology annotation, molecular function: cell-cell adhesion mediator activity. The record is from RefSeq and is a predicted model, not a curated record. Bases 407 to 1687 code for a protein of 426 amino acids. Lineage: Eukaryota; Metazoa; Chordata; Actinopteri; Cypriniformes; Cyprinidae.
CGCGCAGGGGGCGUUCCGCGCGAGUGCAGGUGCAACAGCUCUCCAAACGCGUCAUUACACACGGACUGAAGUACCGUUAGUGUUCACCCCACUCUCGCUGUCUGUGGAGUGCGUCGAGAAACUCCAGCGCUGUGAGAAUCUUCCGGGAUAUUCGCCGAGAAACGAACGCACACUUGUUCAGUCUCAUGCCACGGAAUUCUGAGGAGUCAAAGAUGAUUUCCAGCUUUGAAUGUAGCGUCAAUCUUCCCACGGUGAACAUCGCUUGUUUUGAGGAGAACACUAAGUUUUAGGACACUUGAAAGAGCCUUAGCGCUUUGAUUUGUUUGUAGAUAACCGUUAUCUACUUCACGCGCAGUGUUAAUACUGACGAGCGCGCGCAGAGCGGACACUCUUCACAUGCUGAGCCAUGGAGACGCUAACUUCAGCGAAACUUCACACCUGCCUGGCAUUCUUAUCAUUUCUGUGCUCUAUCCCAGGUGACCUUGCCCAACUUCAGCUGCCUCAGAAAAAUGUAGAAGUGAUCAAAGGGAAGAUGGUAGUGCUGCAGGCUUCUUACACUGGUGUGGAGAUUGAGAAAAAUACUGUGGUUUGGAACUACAUGUCCAGCAGCACAGAAAUGAUUAUCUCAUAUGUUGGUGGGAAAUUAAGUUAUAGCACUUCCCAGUUUGCAGGUCGAGUUGGUUUUAUGCAUAGUAUGCCCAACACCAACCUGUCCCUGUACAUUAACAACACCAAAGCAUCAGACUCAGGGAAGUACAUGUGCCAGGUUAUUAUACCAGGCAUUACAGGACAUACUGGAGAGCUCACCCUUAAUGUUAAAGUCCCUCCUUCGGUUCCAGUUUGUCAAGUUAAAGGAAGACCUGUUCUUAAAGGGAACAUCACUCUGGCUUGUAACUCUGAUGAUGGUAAACCUGCACCACAAUACAAGUGGACCAAGACCAGCCCCACUUCAGAAGUCUUCUUCCCUCCUGCACAAAAUGAAACAGCAGGAACAUUAAAGCUGAACAAUCUGAGCAGUAAUAUGUCAGGGAAAUACAUGUGCACUGCAUCCAACUCUGCAGGAGCGGAGACGUGCUACAUCAAUCUGGAGGUCAUCACAUCGACUAAUGCUGGGAUGAUCGCUGGUGUCACAGUUGGUUGUAUUGUGGCUCUCAUCCUCAUCAUUCUCUUCCUCGUCUUCAUGUGGACAAGACGGAAGGACACUGAGGAGGAUUUAGCCAAUGAAAUCAAAGAGGAUGCUCAGGCUCCCAAACGCGUCUCAUGGGCCAAGAGUGGCACUGGAUCUGACAUCAUCUCUAAAAAUGGCACCCUGUCCUCCAUUCACACCAGCUCUUACCCACGAGACACCAAGAACCACCACCAUUACCCUCACUCCGACACCGCGUCCAUCCUCACAGCCAGGGGCAGCACAGCAGGCUACCGCUCACAGCCUCCAGCAGACGCCACCCUGGAGCGCACAUUGCCAGGCUACAACACCAACCCCACCCCACCUCGUGGACCCUCGGGACCCCCCAGCACCAAUGGAAGCACACCUCAUUACACCUCAGUGACCCGGCCAGCCUCCGCUCAGCCUCAGAUUCCACGUCAGCCCGUGCUGCCCACCACUGUAACUGCUGCCAACAUCUCCCGCAUGGGAGGGGUACCCAUUAUGGUGCCAGCGCAAAACCAGGCUGGCUCUCUGGUGUAGGACCAAACAUU